Bombina bombina (fire-bellied toad) is the source of this 1210-nucleotide messenger RNA. It is a transcript of the gene METTL23, whose product is annotated as methyltransferase like 23. Bases 500 to 1078 code for a protein of 192 amino acids. Gene Ontology annotation, cellular component: cytoplasm; nucleus. The record is from RefSeq and is a predicted model, not a curated record. Lineage: Eukaryota; Metazoa; Chordata; Amphibia; Anura; Bombinatoridae. The transcript has 4 exons.
AAAUGAGAGGAUAAGAUGUGUUAGAGACAUUCUGGUGUAAAAAUGAAACACUCAUUUCAUUAGAGAAUUUUAUUUUUAAACCAUUUUUCUGUCUUUGAGUUUAACACUUUGCAGGGUCCAAACCACAGGGAAAGUUAACUACAAACAGCAUUUUAUUUUUCACACUAGAUUGUUCUUUUUGUCUAGCAUCAUCAAUCUUUGUUAGCUGAGCUAGUGGCAGAUAUUGUUCUCUGAUAUAUUUGGUGCAAAAUGAGCACAAUUUUUCUUUUCUCAUGCGUGACUCGUCAAUACUGUGUUAGAAUUAUUGGCAUAUGGCCAAUUUUAGAAGAAUUUGCUUCAGGUGUAGCUGGCUCUGGGUUUAGCCCUUGGGCUGUGAGCGAGGGUUUUAUCACUUUGCAGGAAGGGAGCUGACACAAAUGUAAUCUGUUUAUAGUAAACACCUGUAAGUUUACAAAGCAUUAUCCGGUUUGUGUUCCAGGUGCUUGAUCCCCAGUACGGUAUGUAUGUGUGGCCGUGCGCUGUCGUGCUUGCUCAGUAUUUGUGGUUUCACCGGCAAACUCUCCCUAACAAGAGGAUUCUGGAGGUUGGAGCGGGUGUGAGCCUACCCGGUGUACUGGCUGCUAAGUGUGGUGCCAAAGUUAUCUUGUCUGAUUCAGCGACGUUACCCCAGUGUUUACACAACUGCCAUCAAAGUUGCAAAGCCAACAAUAUUGAUGGUGUAAAAGUUAUUGGAUUAACUUGGGGUGAGAUAUCUCCUGAUCUGAUCGCACUACCACCCGUUGAUAUUAUUCUGGCAUCUGAUGUCUUCUAUGAGCCAGAAGAUUUUGAAGACGUUUUGGUAACUGUGCGUUUUUUGAUGGAAAGAAAUGCUGAUGCCCAGUUUUGGACAACAUACCAAGUCAGAAGUGCUGACUGGUCCAUUGAAGCUUUACUUGUCAAGUGGAACAUGAGAUGCACCAGUGUUCCGCUGAAGACCUUUAAUGCAGACAAAGAGCGGUUGGCUGCAUCAGACCUCCCGGGAAGACACAGCGUGCAGAUGAUGAUCAUUACAUUUGAUAAAGCUUCAACAACUCAGUGAUUUGAUUCUGAAUGUAGAAAUAGAACACAUGUUGUGGUACCCUCAAUGCAUUACUCAAGACCAUCUGGUGCUCUUGUAAGGUUUCUUUAAACGGAGAAUGCAAUGCCCAAUAAAAUGUUGACAAAGGCUGCA